Messenger RNA from Poeciliopsis prolifica (blackstripe livebearer), 2464 nucleotides. RefSeq names its product tuftelin 1b (gene tuft1b). Lineage: Eukaryota; Metazoa; Chordata; Actinopteri; Cyprinodontiformes; Poeciliidae. Gene Ontology annotation, biological process: intracellular signal transduction. The coding region runs from base 402 to 1643 and encodes 413 amino acids. The record is from RefSeq and is a predicted model, not a curated record. Gene Ontology annotation, cellular component: intracellular anatomical structure. The transcript is spliced from 11 exons.
AUUUCUGUUUAAAAUAUUUUUUGUCAACUUGUGAGCUUUGCUAUAUGAAUAAAAUCGAACCAUAGUCCACAUCCACAGACCUCAACACACAGACUAAUCAAGAAUUUCCUGUCUGUUCACUGAAAUUGCUGCUACUAGUAUUUUCAUAAACACCUCAAAUGAACCGUUGAAUAACAAACAUUUUUAUUGUUGUUUGUUGCUGUUGCCCAGGAGACAAAGCCAAGUGGAGAGUGACUAAGCUGGGGGUUUUAGAGCGUUUUGUAUUUUUAGCCCCGGCUGCAGUGGACUGGGUAGAUUUUCUCCAGCGGGCUGACCACAAGCCCUGAGUGGAAAAGUCUCCUCACUGUGGGUUGCUAAGAUUUCCAGUGUGAUUGUAGGACUUGCAUAGAGGAACUUCAGUGAUGGGGAAGUUUUAUGACUUAAAAACCACCGCCUCUCUCUCUCUCUGCUCUGCCUUCCACUUUCAUUUUGAGCUCCUUUUCUUUCCCUUACAUCAAUCUUUUGCCCCCCCAACGCUCCACUUAGUCAUCCACCUCCUUUUACCGUCUCAUCUUUCAUUCCAGGAUCUCCGCAGGACGCUCACACUUCCCUUACACGAUCAGGAUCAGGUAGGAUACAUCCCAGAGCGACAAAGCAGCAAGGAGAGCAGCGUAGCCAUUGUUCUGCCUCAGAAACCCAGCGAGCAGAAACAAAGAGCUGCGCUCAUCACUCCCACAGAAGAAAAGGUCUACCUCAGAGCUCGGUCAGAGGCGGUGCAGAGUGUCAGGAUGCUGACGGACGAAGUGUCUCAGAUUCAGGAGGUGCGGUACUGCCUCAAGACUCUGAGACAGCAGAUGGCUGCCAGACAAAACAGCAACUUCAACAAGGUUCCAGAAAAUGACUUCAGAGUCAACAAGCCCAACAAUCAACCACCGAUCACCAACAACAACAACAACGUCUCACUUGACAUUCAGCUCGAGGACAAUCAGGAGGACAGCGCCAAGCUCCGAGAGGCGACGCGGCGUCUCUACGCGCAGCUGAAGGAGAUGGAGAAGCAGCACCAGGAGGAGCGGGACAGACUGGAGGCCGAGUCGAACGAGUAUCGCAUCCGGCUGGCUGAGCAGUCGGAGCGUCUGCAGGCGGUGGAGCUGCAGUCGGAGGAAAAGUGCCAACAGGUGGAGGAGCUGCAGAGGCUGCUGGAGAGCAUGAGGAUGGAGAGCGGCCUCCUCAAAGACAAGAUGGAGGCGAGGGAAGCGGAGCUGCUGCAAGUUAAAGAGGACAGUAAGGAAGAAGCAGAGAAUGAGGAAAGGUGCACAGAGCUCAAGAAACAAGUGGCUUUGCUGAAGGAAAAGAUUCAUCACCUCGACGACAUGAUAAAGAGUCAUCAGAGGAAGCUCCGCCUCAUGAUUGAGCAGCUGCAGCACUCACGGACAAUACUCCAAGAGAGGGAUCGGGUCAUCAUGGAUCUGGAGGAGAGGGUCGCUUUCCUGGAAGCUGAGAACAAGGAACUACACGACCACAUGGAGCACUUCCUGGCAGGACAGGACCCCCCUGCUCUGUCCACAGAAAACAAGCCAGAAAUUGUUUACAGCAAACCUUUGAUUCCAACAUCCCCAACCAACAAAGUCCUGCCUUUCAUCAAAGUCAUAGAGAUCAAAUCCUGAGCAACAUCCACGGAAAUGAUCUAGAACAAAUGUGUAAAUGUUUUGCUUAUCCUCUGAUAAUAUAUAUGUACACAGAUAUUUAUAUGUAGAUCUGCAGUGAUGGGUAUUUAACAGACCUCAUUUUUGUGGCUUUUUCACAUGCAGGAUAUUUGUUGCAUGUCAAAAACAAAUAGGGCAACAUGAUGAACUCCUCAAAACCAGUUAAAUGAUUUCUUGGAUGUGUAACAUCCAAGAAAUCUGCAUGUACAAACUGCACAAGUCUGUGCAGUUUGUACUUUGACAGGAAAGCCCUCAGGACAUAGUGAAAAACAUUCAAAGAACUUCAAGCUGCGUCUCGUGUAAAAGUAAAAUAAUAAGCAGCUUUAUAGGUCAAAUUAGAAGCUAAACUCAUAGGAAACUAAUCUAUGAAAAAAUAGUCAAUAUUCUGAUGGUUUUAGCACAUUUUUAUGAGUGACCAGCUUCCUUAAAGGUCACAAUGAAAUUCCUCAGUGCUUUGUACAGACUUUGUUACUGUGUCAGAAUGUUUCUUACGUUAAGUGGGUCAUUUGUGAAGAAAAAAAUGCAUUUAAUGUAAUAAAACUCUGGACUCAAAAUAUUCUCUAAGCUAUAUUAUUUUUCAAUCUGAACAUGCUCUGUGUCCAGGCUUAACUUCUGCUGGUGAUAUUUAAUGAGUAUUUAAAUUUUUUGAAAAUUUUCUUCAACUUUUGUCAAUAUUUCUUGUGUUUCUGUAAAAGCUGUAGAUAGCUAUCUAUAGACAUUUUGUUGCUGUUUUCCUCCACUUUUAUUUAAACCUAAAUAAAAAAAACCCAUGAUAACCUGAA